AUGGCGAAGGCUACAGGGCAGGCUGCGUGGGUUCAGUGUCAGAAAUGUGGCCCGCGCUCUUGGACUCCUAUUGCUAGCGGCAAGCAGUGGUGUCAUCUUUGCGGGCUCUACUACAACAAGGGUGAUCAACCUCAACGUGGAGCCAGUCGCCGCAAGGGCGGUGGCAAGAGCGCAGGCGGCGGCAUGGGCGCGGGCGGCGCAGGCGGCGCCGCUGGGCUCUCGCAGCAGCUGCUGGAUGCCAUCGCCAAGCAGGUCACCGCCAUCACAGCGGCCGCCGCCUCAGCCCAGCCGCCAGCAGCAAGCCAGCCUGGCCACGGGAAAGGAUCGCGUGGCACAGGCAAGGGCAAGGACACGGCAGCGCCCCCACCAGAGGCGCCUGCCACCGACGACAAAGACAAGAAGAUCGAGCAGCUCGAACUUCUCGUCAACACCUAUCAGCAGAUGGACGCCACCGUCAUGCCCGAUGUGGCCGCCAAGCUGCAGCAGGCCCGAGCGGACCUGGUGGACGCGCGCGCGGCGCAGGCCGCCAGCCUGCCGCCCGCACAGCGCAUGGCGCGCUGCCACACACGCGUGCAGCGCGCGGCCGAGAAAGUUGAGAAGAUCAAGCACCAGAUAUCAGAGCUGGAGAAGACCAAGCAAGAGCUGCAGGUGCAGCUCGACGCUACCAACCAGUCCAUGGAAGAACAGAAGAAGCGCCUCGAGCGGGCCCAGGAGGACCAGCAGCGCGAGGAGCAGGACGCCAAGUCAGUCUGGGCUGACACUGCCCCCGAUGAAGGACCUGGCCCGCUCGCGGAGUUCACCAAGACCUCCAAGGCCAAGAUCGCUGAGGCCAAGACCAAGUUUGCAGGCAAUGCAGAAAUCCUCAGAUUUAUCAACGACAUGUCCAGCAUGGUGGGGGCCUUGCCUGAGAAGGCAACACCACCGCCCCCGCCAUCUCCAUCGAUUACGGACACCCCGAUGUUCGAUUCAGAAUUCUUCAAAGCCGAGAUGGAAUCCCUUGCCAAGCAUGUGCCCAAGAAGGAGCUCGAAGCCCUGCAGAAGGCCCGUGCGACGAUCCAGGACCAGCAGGCCGCAGCCGCGCGCCAGCUGGACCAGCUUGAGCAUUCGGAGUUCUGCAAUUAUAUCAAGGGUCAGCUCUUCGCACCGGUGUGCUCGAUGGGCACAUGCACAGCCAGUUGUUCAGUCAUAGAUAUGUUCAUUGUCGAGCAGCAGCUAGCGAACGCUGUGCGAGCCAUUGAUGUCGAUUUCGACUGGGAUGCUAGGCCACAUUUCCCUGUUGUGCUGGAUCUGCCACCAGAAUUUGGAGAGGUCAAGGUCCUUCAAUUCCCUACCAUCCCUGCCCUCCCCUCCUCAUUCGACAAGGAUGAAGAGGAUGAGGAUAUUGUUCAUCCCAGCACCGUUUCUUGGAAUAAAGUUUCAGAUCACGUAGGUAGUCUUAUCUCUGCUAUAGGUAACCAUUCCAAGGCAGUCUUGCGCGAAGGCUUCGCCUCGGCCUACGCGCACUGGGCCAACGCCGCCGAGCUCGAGCUAGCGCAGCGGACGGCCAGCAAGGUUCACAAGUCAGGCUUGAGAGCAAGAGCCCCCCAGCCAGUACUCCGAGCAGUCACCAAGAACGAGAAAGCUCACAAGCAGUACGGCCUCUUUCCCACUGCGCCGAGCUGGAUUGCCAUUCGCACGCACCGCCUCGCCAGUUACUUGGAGGAGGAGGAGGAAUGGACUGUGGGGAAGGCGAUCGGCAGAGAGUCUAGGCCGGCAGUAUUCGAUCUAAUUUCCCGCGUAGUGCGUGCCACGCCUAAGCAUGUGAUGCAGCACGAGAGCACGCGCAUACUCCUCACAGAUAUCCAGCAGUAUCUCAAGCCCGUGCACGCAGAUUUCGAGGCCGAAGCUUUUUGUCGCGGCAAGCUAGCCGCCACCGUCGCGCAGCUGUUCACUUUCAAGGCCAGGGCUGACGCGCUUGCUAAGAAGGUCCUCUCAGAUGCGCGAUCAGCCAACGCCAGCUCUUGGAAGGAGUGGGUUGACAAGGCCCUCGACAAGGGGGCCAAGGCCGCACACAAGUUCAUUAAGGAGCGCACCAAAUGGGAGCCCGACACGGUGGUCAUAGAGGGUAAGCUCACGGCCUCCAUACAGAGCACUCUGGACACCUACAAGGCCAAGUUUGGGAACUUUUGGGAGCCCGCCGUUGAGCCUCUCCACAGGGACAACGACCUCCAUGAGCCCAUUGGGAUCCCCUCUGUGGACGCCCUCAGGGACCUCUCUAAGAGUUACUCUAAGUCGUCAGCCGUUUCCCUCGGCGGGUUCCACAUGAGGCACCUCAGUAUGUUAUCCGAUGAGGCCCUCGAGGCCUUCGCCAGACUCAUCUACAUUUCGGAGGACCAUUUCGGCAGGACGGUCAGGCUCACUGACACCUCGCCGAGCCUGCUUGCCGACCUGCUGCACCGAGGAUGUCAGAGGACAGAGCUGCUGCCGCCAGACGUGCUGCAGGCUGCGCUGGAGGCGCCAGAGAAUAGCCCCCUGUACUGCUUCGGUAUCUUCGAGCACCCAGGGGCUGGGGAGCACAUGGGCUUCCUGGUGCUCCAGGAGGCCCUCACGAAACCCUCGAAGACUUGGGUGGACUGCAAAGCGGUCCUAGAUCAGCAUGCUAGGCCACUGCCGACGCGUCUCAGUAGUAAGCUCAAGUAUUCAGGCCUGCACAAGCUUGCGCUUGCGCGGGAUAGCAGAUAUCACCUCGAGACGGCCUCUAAGGUCAAGAGCCAUCAGGAUAUAGAAUCAUUGGCUGGAGAGGCCAGACUUGCGGCGGAGAUCAAUGCAGCAGCAGAUAAGACGGCGAAAGCCGCCGUCGACUGUCACCCCAGCUUUGACCCGACCGCGGUGCAGGAUUUGCAGCGCAAGGUCGAGGCCGCUCGAGCGAUUGCCUUAUAUGCGCCCAGAGUUCUCGCUUUGUGCCAGCGCAACAGGCACAAGAGCGAGAGAGCCGCUUUGCCCUGUAAGGUUCAGGCCUCCAUCGUCGUCCACGACUGGGAGGUUCUGCAGGGGCCGAUACCGUACAGGUGCAGAGCAUGUUUUACGUACGCCCGAUCGUAUAAGGCCGCAGUCGCGCGCGAGAGGCAGGUGUUCCACGACUUCCGCAACGGGGCGUGCAGGUGUCUGGUGUCGUCGGACUUGUUCACGCGCGGCAUCGACAUAGAGUCGGUGAACGUCGUGAUCAAUUCGGGGGGAGGGAGCCUCGAGAUCGCGGCCAUGCGCGGCCCCGAGAGGACGACGGUCGAUUUCCCAUUCUCGUUGCCGCACGACUUGUUUGCUUUUCACUGGCACAAGUGCCUUGCGGAUCGGGACCCCCUCAACUUCGACCCUGAUGACCUGCCCGCCCAAUUCGCUGCCCACGAGUACCCAGCGCGGGACCACAACAACCGACCCUUCCAGUGCGACAGGGAAUUCUGGCGGGGGUUCAACCUGGCACAAGCCCGCGACAAGGAUGUGUACCAAACGCAACUAGAUCGAGCACUCGUUACCGUUCAAGUAGACCGCGAAGCGGCCUUGCGCCGCCUUGUCGCCAAUCUGGAAAUGAACGAGGAGUUGGGCGGCAUGGUGACGACCCGUGCAAUGUCAGAGUUCAGGUUAGGAAAUAAAUUCCGUUUGAUCGAGAACGAGGACGUGCCAGAUAUACAGAGCCUUUCAGAAGUUGUCGCGCCCGCACAGAUCCUUUUUUUCAGCACUAGCAACAAUCAAGGCAUGGACCGCGUUUGCGCCCUGUUCCAGAUCAGGGGCGUGAGCAUCGAGACCCUGUGCGUUGACGGAGUGCGCGUGAUGGACCUGGGGAUAGUUCAGUUUGUGCUUGGGUAUAUGUUCUGGGCUCUGGUGAAGCAUAACUUCAGAAGAAGCACAAAAGGCAGGGCGGCACAGAGGCACCGCGAGUGCCUGAUGCACUUGCGGAGACGGAUUCGAUAUUUCUACCUCCAGACGGGGGCCAACCAGAAGCGAGGGUCCAAGUCAAUGGUCGGCCGAUUAACAUUCAAGAUGUUUUGGCCGACCAAGGUGGGAAGGCCACCGCGCUUAUCAGCGAAGGCGGCCGAGUGCCGCACCUUAGUCCCGCUCUUGCCUUUGCUCCGUCGAGAGAACGUGGCGUUCCUCGGCCCUCGCUCAGCGCACUUUGUGCAAGCGCGUUUCCACCUGGCGGCGGUCUACAGGACCCAGGCCACGGAGGACUUGCCGACUCAAUCGGUCGAGCUCAAGGCUCGAACGAUCCUCGAGUCCGCGUUGCCCCCGCCGCCCGCGCGGGGCCCUUCCUUCCUUGGGGCUCGAUCGAGCCCAGGGCUCCGCCACGGGGCCAUGCUCACCCUCGAGCUCGGCGCGGCGUUCGUGAUUACUCACGCGCAGGUGAACGGCGCCCUCGCGAUAGUGAGCGCCCUCGACCACGCGCAGGUUAACACCCUCACGGUGGCGUUCGUCCUCCCCCACGUGCAGGUUAACAUCCUCGCGAUGGUUUUCGUCUUCCUCCUGAGCGGCCGCCCUGAAAAAAUCAUGGCCGUCCUGAAAGAAUCAUGCGGGCCCGGGUCCGACGGGGAUCGGUGGAAGAUGCACCUGGAGCUCCCGUGCCUCGCGGCCCCGGGGGGCUCGGCCGGCGCAGCGGCGCAGGCCUCGGCCCACGAGGGGCCCACCGCGGCCCUCGAGGUAGCCGAGCAGGAGCCGGGGGCCAGGCGGCCCUGGACCUCGGGGCCCGGCGCGGGCCCCCCUUCGGGCGGGCAGUCCGCGGCGCCGGGGCCCGCCAAGAAGGCGGCGAAGACCUCCUACGCCGACCGCCAGAAGAAGAUCGAGGCGAGCGGCAAGCGCCCGGACGGCCGGCACCUCCGCCACGGGGGGGCUGAGCUGUGCUUUGCAUGGAACCGCAGCGCCGCAGGCUGCUCGUCGCCGUGCUCCGCUACGCCGGCGAGGAAGCACCUGCGCGAGUGGUGCUUGGGCGAGCACCGCGCCGGCGACGACAGCUGCCCGGCGCAGAACAGGCCCAGCGGCGGGCGCCCGGAGCGGCAUGCAGGCAAGGGCGGUAGCAAGGGGCAGGGCGGCAAGCGCCCGCGGGGCGGCUGUAAGGUCGUGCUGUUCGAGAUGGCGGACGGGUCUGCUGCGCUUUCCCUGGAGCUUUCGCGCCGGCUGUCGGGCGCGGCCACCCUCGCCCUGAACAUUACGGAGGUCGUUGAGGAAACCCGAGCUCGUAUCCUGUCUUACCGCCAGGCCGGGUACCUCGUCAUCGUGCGCGCUCGCCCGCCCGGGGCGACGUUUUCGUGCGCCCGGGACAGUGCCGCCCACAACAUCCUGUACACGGUGGUGAACGAGCUGGACAGCGAGGACCUCGUCGAGGGCGCGGGCGACAAGGGCGGCAAGGGCGGCAAGGUCAAGGGCAAGUACUCCGGCAAGGCCGCCAAGGGCUCCAAGAGCGGCGGCAAGGGCGACAAGAGCGGCAAGGGCGGCCACUCCAAGGGCGACCAGGGCAGCCGCGGCCGGCUUCGAUGCAAUCCAGUGGCGCCGCCAAGCCUAUCGGCCCGCUGCCGGGCGGUGGGCGUCGAGGGGGCACACUCGUGCAAGAGCGGGCCUAACGGCAGCGUAACAGAAGGGGCUCCUCGCACCGGCGGCGCCUCCAUGCCGGUCGCUGCUCUGGACGGGGUGGCAGCGGCGUGGAUAGACGACGUGUACAGCGAGGUUUUACAUCGCCUGCAGCCGGCGCCGGCCGGCACCCGCGACGCCGCCACGCUGCGGGUUCGGCCCCAGACACAUGGCCGCGGCGACGAGGUCACUGCAUACGAGGCUCGCGCGCGCGAGGACGCCCAGUGCGCAGCCGGGAUGCGGAACCCAGCCGCGGUGUUGGAUUCUUGGCCACGGUUGCCUGCUGGCCUGGAGGCCGUCCGCAAGGCGCUGGUCACUGCAAGGGCCAGGGGCGGCGAACUCGCUGACCUGGCGGCUGCCUGCGGCCGCGCGCCAACCAGGGCGCCGCCGAGCGACUCAGCCUUGCGUCGUGCCCGGGCCCGGGUCGCUGAUGCAUUGGGCCUGCCGCGGGAGGCGGCCGAGUUAUGCCGCCCCGCUUCGAGGCUGCGCUAUCGCAUCGUGGAGGUGGUUGUCCAGAAAACUCAGGAUCCAGACCGCCCUCUGGCAGAUUGGCUUCGUCACGGAGCGCCAAUGGGGAUCGCCCGCUCCAUUGUGCCAGGGGGUCUCUUCCCUCUGCGGGAGUCCAGGGCGGAGGCAACUAUCGAUGAAGAUGCGUUGGCCCAGGGCUACUGCGGCAACCACGCGUCCUUCUCCGACAAGCACGGGGAGGCCAGCCCUCCCACGCGCAGCCUGAUCCGCGAGUAUCUGGCCAAGGGGUUCGGCACCCGAUUCGGAUCGCGACGGGAGGCUGAGCUUCAGCAUGGUCGCACUUUCCCGGCGCCGCUUGGGAACGUGAGGAAAAGACGUCAAGGCGGAGAGGGGUGGAAGAACCGGGUCAUUCAGGACUUGAAAGCCGCCGGCAUCAACGCCCUCAGUGCUACGCCGGAGCGUACCGUCCUGCCUCGCGGCAUUGAUCAUGCCCGCGAUCUUGUCGCCCUCGAGGACGCGCCAGGCGACCAAGUGGCAGUCCUCGUGUUGGAUUUCUCUGACGCGUUCAUGAUGAUGGCGUUGCACCCCGACGAGCAGAGGUUCAACUGCGCUGAAGUGCGCGACUUGGCGUUAUGUCAGCCAAGCACCACCAGGCUCCAGUUGUAUGUCGACGACCCCGUUAUCGUGACGCGCGGCCGGCCGGAGCAGUGCCAGGAGGAAUUGGACGUGAUCGUGUUAUGGUGGCUCGUGCUCGGUAUCAAUUUGGCAUGGUCCAAAGGCCGCCUGGUUAAGGCGCCCCACGAGCAGUCCAUCGCCCGUCCAAUCGUGCAGCACGACUGGAUUGGCAUGUCCUUCGCUCUCCACGCCGGCGUGGUGAUCAUGGGCCUCACGGCCGAUUUCCUGGUCACUGUGUCCGAAGCCUUGCUGCCUUUCCUCCGCCGCCGGGGGUUCGCCGCGCUGAAAGACGCCCGGGUCCUUUGCGGACGUGCCGCACGCGUCGCGCAGGUAGUGCCAGCAGCUACCCCGUUCGCCAGUGCACUGUGGUCCGCCCUCGGGGGGGCCACCCGGGCCAGCGCCUCCGGGCGGUCAGAGGCCCCCCCUGGGCAAGUGGCCGUCCAGCGCUUCUUCACGGCAGCGGGGUGGUUCAACGCAUUGGCAUCUCUAGAACGGGAGGGUCGCGAGCAAGCACCGCCUGGAGUGCUGUUCCCGCUGCAGCGCCUCGUCCGCAGAGCGACAGAUCUGGAGGUCCUCGGCAGGUCGCGCUACCACAUCGAGUUCGACGCCUCUCCGUGGGGCGGCGGCGCUGUCCUCAUGGAGGGAUUCCAGGCAAUCGAGUACUUUACUGUUACUUGGGAUAAGGACGUACUCACAAUGUUCGAGGCGGUCGCUGGGGACUCGCGGUGGCAGAGCUGCUGGGAGUUUCUCACGCUGCUGCUAUCUUUGAUCACGUGGAGGCGCCACGCCAUCCAUGAGGUCCUUUUCGUGCUCGGCGACAACAUUGCCGCGCUACAGGACGCGAUUUCCUUGCGGGGGCGCGGGCAGAUGCUGAUGGUAGCUCGCGAGUUGGCAUGGAGAAGGGCCAAAUGGCCGUUAUUCUUCGAUUGUCACCACUUGCCAAAGGAGAGCAACGUCACGGCAGACGCCUUGAAUGCUGUCGGCGCGGACGUGGCCGACGUUCCGCCCCGAUUCACCAUCCACGGGCUUCGGCGGGACGCACUUGGCCGGUCCGAGUACCAGAGAGGUAGCCUGCCACACUUGGGGUCCGACUCCGAGCGGCACGCCGCACUGGAGGCGUUCGACCGCGACGUGCUCGCCAAGACCACUGCGGCCGCAGAGGCUUCGAGGCGGAAGACUUUGCUGGAAUGCGUGUCCCGUUGGAGCGUCGAGCUGCUCCCGCUGACCUGCUCCAGGAUCAGAAUGCUGGGGGCCACCUUGAAAGCGGGGCAGUACCGCUCCGCUGCGCAAUAUCUGUCUACGGCACGGAAGUGGCAUGAGCAACGCGAUUUCGUGAUAACGCCGAGCAUGCGUCUAGCUCUUCAGGAAGUCACGCGGUCUUGCGAGCGCGGGAUGGGCCCGUGUAAGAAGAUGGAAGGCUUACCAUUGGAAACACUCUGCCGCCUGACUCGGGACUGGGACCCGCAGGUGCCAGGCGGGCCUUGCCACCCACGGCGGGCUCUGGUGGUAGGGGCUUGGUGGCUCGCGAGGGAGAUCGAACUGUCUUCGGCACCGGCCGCCAUGGUCAUGUUCCGGGCGUCGGAUUCGGCAGGUUUGGUGGCUACGUGGACGCUGCCCGCAUCCAAGACGGACCCGCGUGCCCUUGGCAUGGAACGAACACGCGGGUGUUGCUGCAACCGCGGUGUUUUCGGUGCCGGCUGCCCCGCCCACUGCUUGUGGGAGCAGCGGGCAUGGCUCCGGGCAAUCCUCGCCGAAGUGCGGGGUCAACGGCGCACCGGGGGCCCUGCGCGCCUCGUGCCCCGUGGGUUCCCCGACCUCGAGGAGAGUGCGCGCAGCAUCGUCGCCCCCGCUGUGGAGGAGCUGAACAUCGUGGCGGGCCGGAUUGGCGACCUUUCCAUCGAUGUCCGGGAGUUGAAGCUUGCGCUAGCGGCAGAGGCGUCGCGGACUUCGGACUGCGUCGCGGGCGGCGCGGCCCAGUUGGACAGCGGGGCCGACGCCGCCGUCCGCAGCUCGGCUUCCGCACCAGUGGAACAAUUCAUCGUCAACACCAGUAGCGGGAUCAUACACGCCGCCUGGUUCUGUGGAGGCGAAGGCGCGUCGUUCUCCGGAGUGACACGGUGUCUCUGGAGAUUUGAUGCGCGCCGCGCGUCGAAGCUCGAGGCCCCGCCGCCGCCAUUGUACAAGGACCUGUGCGAACGGUGCUAUCCAGAGCUUCGGUGUCUUCACAAGCGCCGUCUCCGCGCGCAGGCCGACGCUUCCGAGGCUGGCGACGUGGAGAGCCAGGCUGCGGAGAGUUCGAUCGCCCAUUUGAGCCGGGUCAAGGAGGGCGAGGCCGGGGACGAGGCCGACGACGGCGACGACGACGACGACGGCGACAAUAAGGAUGACGACGACGACGACGACGACGAAGGGGCCGCCAUGAGCCUGGGCGCUCCCCAAUGA
Messenger RNA from Prorocentrum cordatum, 9177 nucleotides. The record is from the annotation of a GenBank genome assembly. Lineage: Eukaryota; Dinophyceae; Prorocentrales; Prorocentraceae.